Messenger RNA from Nerophis lumbriciformis (worm pipefish), 1263 nucleotides. NCBI's taxonomy places the organism in Eukaryota, Metazoa, Chordata, Actinopteri, Syngnathiformes, Syngnathidae. The record is from RefSeq and is a predicted model, not a curated record.
AUGAAGAAGACUCUUUCCUAUUUGGGGUUACUGCUGCUGGGCCUUCAUUUCCUUACAGCCAGCGGGCAGCUGGAACCAAAAAAAGAAACCGCCCCUGAUCCCCUUGCUGCGACACAAAGACGUGGGCUAGUCGAGCGGGAUGUGCAGGGUCCAGUGAGGCCCAACAUCACCAUGCCACACCGUCAAAUGCCCCCGAUGUGCAGUGGGUCCACAGAAAUCCGCGACACUUUCAAAUACAUCAACACAGUUGUGUCCUGCCUGGUGUUUGUAGUGGGCAUCAUCGGAAACUCGACACUUUUGAGAAUCAUCUAUAAGAAUAAAUGCAUGCGGAAUGGGCCAAACAUACUCAUCGCCAGCCUGGCUCUUGGAGACCUACUGCACAUCAUCAUUGGCAUCCCCAUAAAUGUUUACAAGCUUCUGGCAGAGGAUUGGCCUUUUGGUGUGGCUCUAUGCAAGUUGGUGCCAUUUAUCCAGAAAGCCUCAGUGGGGAUCACAGUGCUGAGCCUAUGUGCACUAAGUAUUGACAGAUAUCGGGCGGUGACUUCAUGGAGCAGAAUCAAAGGGAUUGGUGUUCCAAAGUGGAUGGCUAUCGAAAUUGCACUCAUCUGGAUAUUAUCUAUUAUCCUGGCUGUACCAGAGGCAAUCGCUUUUGACAUGUUCACCAUGGACUACAAAGGAGAAAAGCUGAGGAUCUGUUUGUUGCUCCCCAAGCAGAAAACAGAUAUUAUGAGGUUUUAUAAAUCCGUGAAGGACUGGUGGCUGUUCAGUGCAUAUUUCUGUCUGCCAUUGGCCUGCACUGCCAUUUUCUACACCCUGAUGACCUGUGAGAUGCUGAGGAAAAAGAACGGAGUUCAAAUUGCCCUUAGUGAUCACCUUAAACAGCGUAGGGAGGUUGCAAAGACUGUGUUCUGUCUGGUUCUGGUCUUCGCUCUAUGCUGGCUCCCUCUCCACCUCAGUCGUAUCCUAAAACGCACCAUCUAUGAUGAGAAAGAUCCAAACCGUUGUGAAUUGCUCAGUUUCUUUUUAGUCCUAGGCCACAUCGGCAUCAAUAUGGCAUCGGUCAACUCUUGCAUCAACCCCAUUGCCCUCUACAUGGUCAGCAAACGAUUUAAAAAUUGCUUCAGGUCCUGCCUGUGCUGCUGGUGCCUACCAGCGGAGAUGCUAAUAAUGGAUGAGAAACAGUCGUGCAUGAAGCUGAAGGUCACAGAAAGAGCAUCUGACCAAAGCAACUCACGCAUUACCAACAAGUCUACUACAGCCUGA